AUGUAUCAACGUCAUCGGACCAGGAUAAAGGGUGGUUUAAGCUCCUCCCAAAAUAAUGAGGUGUUGAGCGACAUGAUGGUUGAAGAGGCGUUUAGAGCGGAAUAUCGAAUAGUUUUUCGGUGUUCAGUAUGUAAUGAGUGUAAAGAAUCCUUGGAGAAAUUAGAGGCUCAUUUGUGGAACUGCCAUUUACGUGAAUUUCCGUAUAGAUGUGCGUUGUGUGGGUAUCCUUCCUUAAGCUCUAAAGCACUAUGCUUGCAUUUCGAGCAAAUGCAUGGUCGAAAUGAGCCCGUUCUGUUCAAGAGGUCUAUAGCAAACGAAAUGCGUUUGAGAGAGAUGAUUGCACAAUCUUUGUUAUUCCCAAUGGAAGAAAAUAUUUACGAUAGUGUUGCAUUACCCAAUGGCGAUGACGAGUCGUUGGGACAGAUACCCGUAAUCGAACAGAAUCAAGUUCACCACAUUAUGCCGACGGAAAUCGGGAGUACCAUAGCUAUUGAAACCCCUUAUGAGACACUGGCGGUUAGCGAGUUCAAUGGAAACGUAGUAAAAGAAGAAAUUGUUAACGAGGAUAUUCGGCAGCGUAAGCAAAGCGGUGUAGUUGCGGUAGAAGAGGGUUGUGUUGGCGAUGUUUACAUCGCUCAAAAUGCUUACGGGGUCUAUGAAGAUGGGAGUUAUGGGAUACAAUUUGUUGACGAGGAUGGAAACCAGUUGGAUGCUCAGAAUCUGAUCACUGAAGAGGACAGUUUUCAAGAGAACGUACUACCCCGUAUGCCUACCCAAGUUCAAGAACACUCGAACAGAGUAGUAGUGAAACCAAUCUCUAAGUCUCGUAGGCGUGCAACUAUUCACCAGUGCGAAGACUGCGGUAAGGUAUUGAAGUAUCCUUCCAAAAUUGCUGAACAUCGGAGGUCGCAUACGAAAGAAAAACCACAUAGUUGUCCUGAAUGCGGCGCAUCUUUCUCCCAGAAAGGAGCUCUGAAAUGCCAUUUGCGUCUUCAUACAGUUAGUUUUCGAUUAGGCGAACGACCUUAUUUAUGUACUUGGGAUUGUGGACGAUCUUUUGUUUCUGCAUCUGCAAGACAAAUGCACGAAAAGAUGCACACUGGUGAGAAACGCUUCAUAUGUUCUGUAUGCGGUCACUUGUUCAGCAAAAAGUUCCAUAUGCAAAGGCAUAUGUCAACCUUACAUCCUAAUCACGAAGAUGAAGAUUUCACCGGUUUGGAUGCUGCUGGAGAGGAUGCUGGGACUUUGGCAAAGACUGUGGCGACAGUGGCGAAAGCUAUCCUGAUUUUAAAUCGGGUUUGCCGUUUCGCUAUUGGUAGUCCAGAAGUUUUUUGUGCAAUUAAGUUUAAUUAUGAGGUCGGUGCACAUUCAACGAUAGAUCUCGGGAAUGCUGUUUCGAAAUUUCUAGUAAGUUCAUUGUUGUCAAUUCCUGUUCGCCUGGUUAGCAAACGGGAAUUGAAUAUGUUUUUACUCAUGGUAAGCGAAUUCUUGUGUCUGGACUGGUCACCAUAUUUUGAAAACUGGGUUCUUGUAAUUCCAUUUGAUCCUCUGUAUUGUCAAAGGCCAAAUCAGUGUUUAAAAUAUGAUGGAUCUGAAGAGUGGUUCUUUUUUUACCUCGCGGUUGCAAUAAUACUGGAUGACCUGAAGAUUGUGGUUGCACAGAGUUUUCUUGCGAGCUUUGCAAACGUUGGCUUGCUGACGACCACAUCAAAUUGUAAACUGCAAUUAGGAUUGUUUGGAAGACAACGGUUUUUUGUUGCAUGCAGAACUGCGAAAGGCCAUCCAUCAUUUCGUAAAGUGGGUGGUACUGCUGAAAACUUGCUUGUCCCUAUUAACUGGGUUUUCGUGAAAAUGGCUUUAUCGCGCAUGUUACCAUCUGGUACAACUGAGGGGAUAGUGAAUUUUACGGGUUUUGAAAGGGUUGUCACUGUUGAUCAGGUUGUCAUAACGUUUGCUGAAGAUGUAAGGGACGAAGUGUUUCAAGAUAUGGCGCUGAACGAUUUUACGUCUUGGUCAUAUAAUGAAGUAUUUAGCCACGACUUUUUGCCAGGAGCCUCUUGCAGUGGAGCGCCAUCUGUAGAAGCUGAAUUAGUGUUCGGAGAGGAUGGUAACUUAGAGGGAGUCGAUAGUGCAAAUAGUAGCGUGACUAGAAGAAAAGAAAACCAGGUUCAUUCGUCAUCUUGUUUCGUAGUCACUGAUAAAGGAAAUUUUUUGGUGGAACGGCGGAUUCGAAGAACAGCUACAGUUGCUGAGUGCGAAUACUGUGGUGUCGUAACAAAACAUCCUUCUAAAAUUCAAGCUCAUUUAAGAACACACACUGGGGAAAAGCCCUUCGAGUGUCUUAUUUGUGGAAUGAGGUCAAUUUUGAAUGAAGAGUGCGCUCCAGCUCCUUUUUCUGAUUCAAUAACUUCCGGCAUUUCAAUUCGUACACCUUACUGUAGAUUCACCCAGCGAACUCCAAUGAGGAUGCAUGUUAGGCGCCAUCUGAAGCAGACGCCCUUUACCUGUUCGUUUGGUUGCGGAAAAAGCUAUGUUUCCAAUGCACUGAAGAAUGCUCACGAAUUUAAGGCCCAUUCGAAAGAAAGAAGUAGAAACCUUGCAAAACGGAAUAUUAGAAGGCCCAUGAAUUGUAUUCCCUUGGAAUCGCGGAGCAGUCCUGUUUUAAAUACGCAGGUGUAUCCCCGGUCUCCUACUGGUUCUAUUAAAGUGUCUCCACCUCCUACAACUAGCAGCAGUCUUGACGAAGGAUUCAUUUCGAAUUUGCAGGUGAUAAAUGCCGUAGCAGCAGGGGUAUGCGCCGAAUCACCAAAAAGAGUUCGUCGCCGUCCUGCAGUUAUUGCAGAGUGUACGGAAUGUGGCCUGGUGCUCAAAUAUCCCUCAAAAAUAAAAGCACAUAUGAGAGUUCAUACCGGAGAACGUCCAUUCGAAUGCCAAUUUUGUUUUAUGCGUUUUGCCACUGCAAACCCCUUGCGAGUGCAUCUUCGACGAAUACAUACUGGUGAGAAACCAUUUGAAUGUAGGUGGGAGUGCAGUCGUCGUUUUGUUUCCAUAUCAGCGAGAAACGAACACGAAAGGAUUGUCCAUGCAGGAUUCAAGAGAUAUCAGUGCACUGUUGGUGAAUGCCGUCGCUUGUUUACAAGACGUCAGUACCUGAUUGUACACCAGUCAAAGGAGCAUAGUAUUGAUUGCGGCUUUGAUCGAGAUUCAUUCGGGACUCCAAAGGAGCUUACAAAAGAGAGCGGAACCAAAUUACUUCCCGUCCCCGCAGUGGCCGUGCAAUUAAAGCCGUCGUGUCAAUAA
This is a messenger RNA of Enterobius vermicularis (human pinworm), 3300 nucleotides long. Lineage: Eukaryota; Metazoa; Nematoda; Chromadorea; Rhabditida; Oxyuridae. The record is from the annotation of a GenBank genome assembly.